GGGGCCUGUUGCACAAAAGUAGAAUUAAGACAUCCGGGAUAAAUGACUCAGCUGAGCUCAAUGAAGCCAAAACAUGUGCGUCCAGGCUUAAUUGGUUGCACAAAGACCAAGCCAGGAUGAGCAGACACGGAUUCAUUAAGCCAGGUGAAACCAAUCCUGGAUAGGUGCGCGCUCACGGCUCACUCAAAUAGACCCCGCCACAGAUCACAGAUUAACUGAUUUACCAUGGCAACUAGAGCCGCGUACUUUUCCCCGUCGGAAGCACAAAUCCUCAUGGAGGCAUACGAGGAGGUAAAAGAUAUAAUUAAGAAGAAAGGCAACACCGCCACAGUGAUAAAGCAAAGAGAAAAAGCGUGGCAAAGUAUUGCAGACCGCCUGAAUGCGUAAGUAGUGCACAAUUACACACUCACCGCUCCGCUGAAACAUCACAAUUACAAUUCAAAUAUUUAAUUCACAUCUCCAAAAAUGCAGUUGUACUGUAAUUAUGAAACGGUUAAAUUUUUAAUUGAAAUGCACUGCAGAUAUGAGUGAAAUUGUGUAAAGUAACUCCAUCACACUGUAUAAAGCUAUGAUACAUUUUUUGAUAUUUUUACUGAAAACAAGACAAAAAUACCAAGUAAAUUUUGCAGUGUGACUCCAUUAAAUGUGUGUGUGUGUGUGUGUGUGUGUGUGUGUGUGUGUGUGUGUGUAGAUUAAACAUGAACGGGCCAAAACGGACAUGGCAGCAGGUCAAAAUCAAAUACAAGAACAUUCUGCAGAAUGCAGUGAAAAAGAAUACCCACAGACAAGGCACGGGUGGUGGGUCACCAAAGGCUGACCUUACCCCAGCAGAGGACAUGGCCUUGGAGCUAAAUAAAGGCAGGCCCGUCUUAGAGGGGAUCCCUGGGGGGAAAGAGACGAGCAUAGGUUCCUCCCAAGAUGCCACCCGCUUCAUUCAAGUGCCUGGCAGCACUGUGUUCCUGUUAGAGCCACCAGCACAAGCACCAGACGAUGCUGAUCCAGGUGAAGGCCCCAGUGCAGCAGCAACAGCACAUGAUGGAGACGAUGAUGAGGAGGAGACCAUCUCUCUGGAUUCCAGAAGGCAUGAGGACCCAGAUGCUAUACAGUGGGAAAACCAGCCUGGCAACAUAGUGCGUAUUAAUAAAAGGACACCACAUCCUGCCAAAUUCCAGCUGCGCUAAUUGUAUUGUGUUCACAGAGCUCACAAGCUAUCAGAAAGUUGUAUGGCAACCACCUCCGGCGCCAAAUAGAACUGGCAGACAUAGACAUUCAGUACAAGAAGAAAAAGAUGGAAAAUCUUGCACUGGAGUCGAAAUAAAAAAAAAGAGGACAAUUAGGAAACUGGACCUUGAAAUAAAAAAACUUGAGAGGGAGCUCCAAGAAGAUGACACAGCUCAAAAUAAAAAUUAGCAAUCAGUACAACCAAGUCAUCGUUAUAAGGCAUCGCCCUCUUUUGCCCACCCCCCAGCACCAGGUGUGGCCACUAGCCUAUAUGAAGGCCCAAAAUUGUGUUCCUUUCUGCUCUGACAAUGGCAUGCCCAUUCGUGCGAGAUGUGGUGGAUGAAGAAGCACUUGUGCUGAGGAGAGCCUUCAGGCGAGAAAGGGUCUUCAGGGACCGGUUGGACCCACUGGCCUUCCCUGAUGACCAUCUAUAUGAAAGAUACAGGUUUUCUGCAGAUGGCAUCAGGUAUCUAUGCAGACUACUGGGUCCCAGGAUUAAGCACCGCACUGCACGGAGCCAUGCACUGAGUGUGGAGCAAAUGGUUUGUGUGGCCUUGCGCUUUUUUGCUAGUGGAGCCUUCCUGUACUCAGUGGGGGAUGCAGAACAGCUGAACAAGGCCACAAUUUGCCGCACAAUAAGGAGUGUGUGUCUGGCUAUCAAAGCAUUAGCAGAUGUCUUCAUCUCCUUCCUGGCCACAGAAGACUCUGUGACAUCAAAGAGGAGUUCUAUAGGAUUGCAGAUGGUCUGCAAUGCUGACUGUGUGAUCAGCAAUGUUGUGGCAAAAUGGCCUGGCUCAGUCCAUGACUCCAGAAUCUUUCGGGCCUCUGAAAUCUAUCAGUGCCUAUCACAAGGUGAAUUCUCUGGUGUGUUGCUGGGAGACAGGGGUAUGGCUGCCAGCCUUUUCUCCUGACACCUUUCACAGACCCCCAGGAAGCACAGCAGGCCUACAACCAUGCCCAUGCCAGGACCAGGGCCAGAGUUGAAAUGACCUUUGGCCUCCUGAAGGCACGCUUUCACUGCCUUCACAAAUUAAGGGUCAGCCCUGUUAGGGCAUGUGAUAUUACUGUGGCUUGUGCUGUCCUCCACAAUGUGGCCUGCCUGAGGAAGGAGAGGGCCCCCAGAGUGCCACCAGCCAUGGACUGGGACAAUCCGGCAAUCUUCCCUGAUGACGACAGUGGUCGGCUGCUGAGGGACCAAUAUGUGUUGAAUUAUUUUAGUUAGUAUGUGUGCUUUCAAUUUUGGUUAAAUAUGUCCUGCGGUGGCAGAGGAAUUUGGGUU
Messenger RNA from Oncorhynchus nerka (sockeye salmon), 2500 nucleotides. RefSeq lists its product as uncharacterized. Lineage: Eukaryota; Metazoa; Chordata; Actinopteri; Salmoniformes; Salmonidae. The coding region runs from base 1530 to 2132 and encodes 200 amino acids. The transcript is spliced from 9 exons. The record is from RefSeq and is a predicted model, not a curated record.